AUGUCGGAGUCUACAGAUAUAACAGAUUACCAUAGUGUCAACGAGUCUUUUUUGCCGUCUUCCUCUCCACAAAGAUCAAACAAGGACGUUUAUACAACAGCUGCUGAAGAAGAAUCACAACGAAAAGGUUCUUCAAGUGAGAUUGCAAAUGCUGAUCUUUCGGAUGAGAUCGAGAUCAUUGAAGUGGAAGAAUUUCCAAGUGGAGAUGUCCACCCGGAAACUUCCAGAGUGCUGGAACCUAAAGAGUUGAAAGAAGAACCCUCCACUGAUACCCUGAAGGCCAAUUCAAGCCCCUAUUUGAAAGAGGCCGAACAACCAGAAGAGCAUAAGAACCAGGAAAUGACAGAGAGCGAAAAACCUCUGUUGGUAGAACCGAAGGAAAAAGAAAUACAAGUAUCAAUACCUCAGACAAAUAGUAAAGAGACAACUCCAUCUCCAGAAAAGAGCAGGGAGAAGGCAUCGACCAUCAGUCCUUCACAGAAAAGGAAGGAAGAGUUUUUCAAUGAUGAUUUCUUUGUUUUAGCAGCACCUUCAAAGAAGAAAAAAAAAUCCAAGAAACAUAAAAAGACUAAAGCUCUGGAUAUUGAAACGUUGUUUCCACAAAUUAGUGUAAAGAAAGAUGCUAGUGAGACUACAGAAACUGAGACUCCUAAAGAACCCAAAUCACCCGAAAAGCUCGAAACAGAAUCACCCAAACAAUCCCCAAUGCUCUCGGAAUCGAAAUCACCUAUAAGGCGACAUGGCUCCAUUACUCCACCACCAGUUAUUGAUAAAUCAGCGUUCACAACCUCGGCGAAUGAUGAUUUGAAUUUAAAACUUCAAAGUUUACUGAACAAUAUCGAUCUGGAUGACGACUUCUUUAAUGAUGAAAUUGAAGAAUUCAGACCCAGCAAUUUGGUUGAUUCCAACGGAUAUUCUUUUGAUGACGAACACGAGAAAAAGAGACAAUAUAUUUUAAGAAUUAUAAGCAAAAUACCUGGAAUGAGUGGAAUGCCCCUCGAUCUUAGUUUAGACUUUGCAACUAAGGGUAGCAAAAACUUUAGCAGAAUUUUUGAAUCAUCAUUACUGCAUUUCAAAACGAAGUUUCUUUCAGAACCAACAUUUCAGCCGGAGUACUAUACCGCAGAACAAACUGCAUUUAUCUGGAUUGAAGGGAGAAUGGAGAUACGUCCGUUCUAUAAGCCAAGCACACUAAGAAUAUCUCCUCCCAACACAGUUGACUACGAAGAUUCAAUUCCUCCGACCUUAGUUACAAUUUUGUUGAUUCCUAAGAUGCAUACCAAGGACUAUAUGAAGAUCUAUCCCGAGUUUAGCAAAUCAAGUUUGAGCCUAGAUGAUUCCGAGCUUUCGAAGGAAAUUGAUAAACUCGAACAACGCGAAAAGCAUAGCAUAGAAGACGAUAGUGAUUCAUUAUUUGAUGAAGAUGAGGUCAUAGAGAAUAAUAAUCCUGAAGUUGUAUCUGCUGAAGUGCAAUCCGCGGAUAAUUAUUUUGUUAUUGGACUAAAAGGCUCAGACAAUAAGAGAGUUGAAGUUCAAGUUUCACCAGAUACAAAAAUCGAAAAGUUGCUUGAAUAUUACAUAAAAGUCAAGAAACUCGAAAAUAUCGAUUUGAAUAAAGUAAGGCUUAUAUUUGAUGACGAGCCCUUAGACUUGAAUGGUCUUGUUGGAGAUACCGAAUUAGAGGAAGAUUUUGAAGUCCAAAUUGUUUUAUAAACAAAACAAAUCGAAC
Molecule: messenger RNA, 1729 nt
Organism: Hyphopichia burtonii NRRL Y-1933
Lineage: Eukaryota; Fungi; Ascomycota; Pichiomycetes; Serinales; Debaryomycetaceae
Exons: 1
Coding region: 1-1713 (570 amino acids)
Molecular function (GO): protein binding
Source: RefSeq, a predicted model, not a curated record